AUAAUUUUCUCUAUAUAAUCCUUUAGGUUUCAUCAUCCACACAUAUUGUCUCCUUGGCAUUUCUGGCUUGUCCAACAACAAGUCAGAGACUAUUUUAAGCUAUGUCGUGUUGUGGAGGUGCUGAAGAGGAAUUUGGCAUUCCACCUACAAACCAAUACAAUGCAUCAGUCGAAAAGGGUAGUGUAUAUGGUGGUGGAGGAGGAGAUAGAGGAGAGCCAAGGGGCAAUAUAGUCAAAACUGGUGCUCCAAAAAAAGAAUUACCAAUUGAGAUACCUGCCAUUUCAUUGGAUAAGUUAAAUCAGUUAACAGACAAUUUUGGUACAAAGGCUUUGAUAGGAGAAGGUUCUUAUGGAAGGGUUUACUUUGCAAAGAUGGAUGGUGAUAAGGAAGUUGCAAUCAAGAAGCUAGAUACUACUUCUUCUCCAGAACCUGACUCUGAUUUUGCAACACAACUAUCAGUUGUUUCAAGAUUGAAAAGUGACCAUUUUGUGGAAUUGUUGGGAUAUUGUUUAGAGGAAAAUAACAGAAUUUUGGUUUAUCAAUAUGCGAGUUUGGGUUCUUUGCACGACAUAUUACAUGGAAGAAAAGGAGUACAAGGUGCUGAACCCGGUCCGGUUUUAAAUUGGAGCCAAAGAGUAAAAAUUGCAUUUGGUGCAGCAAAAGGACUUGAGUUUCUUCAUGAAAAAUGUCAACCUUCUAUAGUUCACCGCGAUGUUAGAUCUAGCAAUGUCUUACUCUUUGAUGACUAUGAAUCCAAGAUUGCAGAUUUCAAUUUGACAAACCAAUCUUCUGACACUGCAGCUCGAUUACACUCAACAAGAGUUUUGGGAACAUUUGGUUAUCAUGCUCCAGAGUAUGCAAUGACAGGACAGAUAACCCAAAAAAGUGAUGUUUAUAGUUUUGGAGUUGUUCUUUUGGAACUUUUAACUGGAAGAAAGCCUGUUGACCAUACAAUGCCUAAAGGGCAACAAAGUCUUGUAACUUGGGCAACUCCAAGAUUGAGUGAGGACAAAGUGAAACAAUGUGUGGAUCCUAAAUUAAAUAAUGAAUACCCUCCUAAGGCAAUUGCUAAGCUAGCAGCGGUUGCAGCACUUUGUGUGCAAUAUGAAGCUGAUUUCAGGCCAAACAUGACAAUUGUUGUCAAAGCUCUCCAACCACUUCUCAAUUCUAAACCGACUGGCCCUGAUCCUAACUCUAACUCUAACUCUAACGCUUAACAUUCUAACCAUACUCAAUUGAGUCUUGGAGACUAAUCAGUUUUUUGUGCUACUUGAUACACGAUGAAGCUAAUUAUAAUUCAAUUUCAC
Molecule: messenger RNA, 1307 nt
Organism: Vigna angularis (adzuki bean)
Lineage: Eukaryota; Viridiplantae; Streptophyta; Magnoliopsida; Fabales; Fabaceae
Product: probable protein kinase At2g41970
Exons: 8
Coding region: 102-1217 (371 amino acids)
Biological process (GO): protein phosphorylation
Molecular function (GO): protein tyrosine kinase activity; ATP binding
Source: RefSeq, a predicted model, not a curated record